AACUUCAACAGUGGACCAAAGUCCGACCUGCCACCACUGCACUCUACUAUGGUCAAACCGUCAGGUAUGAGCUUGCUGAAACAAUGUGCAAAAUGCACGUAUCUUCUGCUCUGGCGCUGCUCGCCGAAGGAUGGGCAAUGGUUACGAAAGUCAGAUCAUGAAGCAGCCACACUGUGGCCCUUUAACAUCUUUGCGCCACUCUGCAAAAUAGCACACAUUCAAAAACAUGUUACGACUACAUAUAACUUCACUGGCGCCUCCGACUAUGCGCCUCCUGAGGUCGAACCAUUUGCGCGCGAUGACACCCUCCCCACUAUGUCCCUAGAUUCAGACGAGGAUGAUAUCGAGGCUGGCUGGGGUGCCCCAUACAUACCAGAAGACGCGUCUGAAUACCCAGAAAGUGGACUUCGUCCCCAAGAUCUCGGUGAGAAUGAGAUUGCCGUAGACCCCACUCUCACAGUGGGGAGAAUACCCACCAAACGUAAGGCCUCAGCAACAAGAGGACGAGGUGCUCGCGGUGCCUCGCGUCCCCGGAGCUCACUGUCUACGCCUAAGAAAUCAUCUCCACUCAGUGGCCGAGCAACCCCAAAGAAAGCAACAGGAAAUUCUCCUCGACCAGCCACUCCUGCGCCGUCUGCGCCUGUGAUGUCUCCGUUGACAAAGAGGUUCAUUGAAAGAACUAACUCUAUUCCAAAUGCUUGCUCUUUCCGAGGCUGUGAGUUCGUUGGUAAAGACGCGGAGGAACUCAACAUGCACAUGAAGAACCCUGACCAUCGCCAACUUCGCCAUCCGACUAAGGUCAUUGUACCAGACCGUUAUGCCUAAUCUCUCAGGCUUCGCUAUAAGCCAAGUCUUCCCCCAGCCUGUCGGCUUUAGUCUGCUGUGUUUGUUUUCACAUUUCUUUCAUUUCUAAGUGUGUUCUUUGGUUGAUUCUGUGCACUGUCAUCUGUAUUACUGUAUCGUGUGUACCAUUUAAUGAUCUGUUAUACCAUUGCAAUUCUCAUCA
Messenger RNA from Somion occarium, 1006 nucleotides. Lineage: Eukaryota; Fungi; Basidiomycota; Agaricomycetes; Polyporales; Cerrenaceae. The record is from the annotation of a GenBank genome assembly.